AUGAAGCCCACGCCGUUUUCGGGAGCUCUUGGGACCACGUCACCAGCAAAAUCCACAUUUUCAUUUGGUGGAGCUGCUCCAUCUGCACUACCUGUGAACACGGACGCACCUAUGAAGCCCACGCCGUUUUCGGGAGCUCUUGGGACCACGUCACCAGCAAAGUCCACAUUUUCAUUUGGUGGAGCUGCUCCAUCUGCAUUCCCUGUGAACACGGACGCACCUAUGAAACUACCCCAAAACGGCUUCAGCUCGAAUGCUGUGCAGCUACCUACGCCCAACACAAUGGGCGAAGGAUACGCAAGUGGUAACUCGACUGAAAGUGGAACCUCGGGCCGGCGACUGGCGAAACCAAAAGGUCGAUUCAAACGUGCUGGGUUAGAUGGCGCUCAGCCUGCUUCCCCUGCCUUUGGACCUACUCCCACGGGAGGCGCAUCAGGAUUUUCUCAGCCGACGGGCACCGAGUCUACCUGGUCAAACCCAAUACUUACUACAACACCAUUGACAAAGACGGUGGCUCCCUCAUUUACAGCCCAGGCCCCAGUUCCUACCAACGGUCGGACGACUGCUCCAAGCAGUAGCUCAAAGACUCCAACCGCACCUGGAAAAUCUACCAGAGAUGAAAUCAUCAGAAACCGCCAAAAGAUUCGAGUUCUCAACGAGCAGUUCUUGGCACACGCUUCAGCGUCCGUUAAAGCGGACCCGAUGGUCGAUUUGGCGCCGACGAUGGAAAGCUACCUGUCCUUUUUGAAAGGCAUCAUGGAGGAAUUCAAAGAACUUGUAAAGAAAUUUGAUUCAGAGUCUCAGACAAGCGUGGGUGUGUCACGGAAACGUCAAGGCGAAGCGUUGGAAAAGGACAAUGUCGACUUUGGGGGAUCACACAAACGACGGGGUGACGAUUUAGAGAAAGAGAAUGUAGACCUUGAAAGCGGGUCUCGGAAGCGUCGGGGUGAUGAUUUUGAAAAAGAGGGGAACAACACUGCUCCCGCUUUCAAAAAGGUGCCUCAAAUUUCGUUUGGAUUGUCUCAGCCCACUGGGACGACGGUCGCUGCUCCGCCGCCGCCCUCGUCAUCCUCUGCAGGAGGAUUUGGGUCUAUUCCUGCAACUAUGGGAGCACUGUUCACAGCUCCAGCCGCCACCGUAGCCCCGCCUCCCAAUGAGCCUCAGUCACAGGCGACACCCAAAGUCCCGCAGUUCUCGUUUGGAGGCUUUCAGCCAACGGGAACGGGUGCCACUUCUGCAGCGCCUCCGGCGUCGUUUGGGAAUUUCGGGUCUGCUGCAACGACUUCCAGUGCAGCUCCAACAUUCAAUGCUCCUGCCCCCGCAGGAUUUUCGUUUUUCGGUAACACCCAAUCCUCCGCGACUCCGGGACCAGUCUCCUUCAUCCCACCGCCGCAAACCCCAUCAAACCCGUCCAAUGAUACCACUGAGGAUGCUGACGACGAUGAAGCUAACAAAGAGGAACAAAUCGGUGAUGCUCUGAUGCGAGGCCAGGGUGAAGAGCAAGAACGCACGGUCCACGAAGUCCGAGCCAAAGUCUUUUCCUUUGACAAAGAGACUUCCCAAUGGAAACCAGCUGGUGUGGGGCAACUCAGAGUCAAUAAGCACAUUGAGACUGGCAAGGCAAGACUGUUACAUCGGGCGGAUGGCAGCGGACGUGUUCUGUUAAAUGCGGCAGUGUAUGAGGGAAUGAAAUUUACUCUCAAGGCGAAUAAUUUAAGCUUUGCUAUUGUGUUGGAAGGAGGCGUGAUGCAGCAGACGUUGGUUAGAGUUAAAGCUGAGAGCAAUGCCACUGCGUUGUUGGAGGCUAUUGAGCGCGCGCGAAAGUAACAUGGAUUUGACGAGUUGCGGCGUUUUUAACAGCAACAUGGAGUCGAGUGAGUUGCGAUUCCUUUUGCUAGGCAGUGAUAAUCUUUUGGCCACCCAUUGGAGGGUAGGCUAGGAUAUUUUUUGUUUUUGUAUACAUCCCUGGUAUUUACAAAACGAGUCUGCACUUUGCAACAUUCUCCAAAUCUUUGAAACCAAAAACUGGAACAGACUGGCUGUAUGAAUACAAAUUGUCUGGGGUGAUGUUCACUAUUUUACAAACCAAAAAAAACU
Spizellomyces punctatus DAOM BR117 is the source of this 2097-nucleotide messenger RNA. RefSeq lists its product as uncharacterized. NCBI's taxonomy places the organism in Eukaryota, Fungi, Chytridiomycota, Chytridiomycetes, Spizellomycetales, Spizellomycetaceae. The coding region runs from base 1 to 1827 and encodes 608 amino acids. The transcript is spliced from 2 exons. The record is from RefSeq and is a predicted model, not a curated record. Gene Ontology annotation, biological process: intracellular transport.